Sorghum bicolor (sorghum) is the source of this 1168-nucleotide messenger RNA. RefSeq names its product fasciclin-like arabinogalactan protein 11. The transcript has a single exon. The coding region runs from base 73 to 897 and encodes 274 amino acids. Lineage: Eukaryota; Viridiplantae; Streptophyta; Magnoliopsida; Poales; Poaceae. The record is from RefSeq and is a predicted model, not a curated record.
CAUCAAGAAUCCAACGCUACACUACACACAAAAGCUAGUACUCCUAAUCCUAGCUAGUAAAACUAACCCAUCAUGGCGUCUCGCUCUCGCCACGCCGCCGGCCUUCUCCUCGCCGUCGCCGCCGUCGUCGUCCUAUCCUCCGCGGCGCCGGUAGCGCACGGCCAGGCAGCGACAGCACCAUCCCCAGCCCCGGCGGCGCCGAAGACGAUCACGGCGAUCCUAAGCAAAGCCGGGCAGUUCACCAAGUUCAUCCAGCUGCUGCAAUCCACGCGCGAGGCGGAGCAGAUCACGAACCAGCUCAAGGGCAAGUCGUCGUCGUCCGGCGGCCUCACGGUGUUCGCGCCGCCCGACAGCGCGUUCUCGGCGCUGCCCAAGGGCACGCUCAACUCCCUCUCCGACCAGCAGAAGACGUCGCUGGUGCAGUUCCACGUCGUCUCGGCGGCGCUCGCGGCGGCGCAGCUGGAGACGGUCAGCAACCCGCUGCGGACGCAGGCGGGGGACACCGGGAGGGGAAAGUACCCGCUCAACCUCACCGCCGACGGCACCAACGUCAACAUCUCCACCGGGGUGGUGAACGCCACGCUCGACGGCACGCCGCUCUACGCCGGGGACAGGCUCGUCGUCUACCAGGUCGACAAGGUGCUCCUGCCAUGGGCGCUCUACGGCCCGCCCGUCCCGGCGCCCGCGCCCGCGCCCGCCGCGAGCAAGAAGAAGAAGAAGGCCGCGCCGGAUGCGGUGGCUGACGCGCCCGCGGCUGAGACCGCGGCGGGGACGACGACGACGACGGCGUCGGCGGCUACGCGCGCGCGCGGUGGCGUCGGAGCUGCUGCUGCCGCCGCCGCUUCGUCCUGCGCGGCGGCCGCCGCCGCCGUGGCAGCUUUGUGGUGGGCCAUCUGACAUUCUGACCACCACGUACACCACCACGUACAGUACAGUAAGGAUUCAUGCCGCUAUGUAUGCGUGUCUUGUCGUCGUGGAGCUUCUUUUAAAAUUUCGAUCGAGAGAGAUGUUUCUAAUUCAUCAUCAGUCAGUUGUUUCUUCUUUUAUGAAAACAAAUAUGUAUUGUGGAUGUAUUUGGUGUCGUUUUGUAAUGCUUGUGUUGUAUGCUUUUCAAACUGUACAUGAUGUUGAAUGGACGUAUAUUGUUAUCCAAAUGAUUUGGACAUCA